AUGACAAACGUUACUGCAGUAACUAGAUUCAUCCUGAUGGGGUUCUCUGACACACCGGAGCUACAGACUUUAUGUGGAGUGUUCUUCUUGAUGAUGUACAUGGAAACUCUAGUGAGUAACCUCAUCAUCAUCACUCUCAUCACCCUCGACUUGAAGCUUCAAACACCCAUGUACUUCUUCCUGAAGCAUCUCUCCCUGUUGGAUGUCUUUUUUGUUUCUGUCCCGAUCCCAAAUUUCUUUGUCAACAGCCUAACUCACAACAGUUCUAUUUCCGUUCUGGCUUGUGCCUUCCAGGUGUUUUUAAUGACUUCUUUCUCAGCAGGAGAAGUGUUUGUCCUGACAGCUAUGUCCUAUGACCGCUAUGUUGCCAUCUGCUGUCCCCUGCACUAUGAGACCAUGAUGAGUAAUCCUAUCUGUGUGCUGAUGGUGAGCAUGUCUUGGGCCUCUGGAGUACUCUUUGGAGCCAUAUAUACAUCUGGCACAUUUUUCAUGCCUUUUUGUGGCUCCAAUGUCAUCCCACAGUUUUUCUGUAAUGUUCCUUCAUUGCUAAGAAUUUCCUGCUCUGAAACAUUUGUGGUUAUUUACACAAGUCUGGGAAUUGGUGUUUGUGUGGGUGUGUCUUGUUUCAUCUGUGUUGUGAUCUCUUACUUUUACAUUUUCUCCACGGUACUAAAGAUUCCUACUACUAAAGGUCAGUCCAAAGCAUUUGCCACCUGUGUCCCCCACCUCACUGUCUUCACUGUCUUUAUUGUUACUGCUUGCUUUGUCUAUCUGAAGCCAUUCUCAAAUAACCCAUCAAUUUCUGACAAGCUCUCUUCUGUGCUUUAUACUUUGUUGCCUCCAGCACUUAAUCCUCUGAUAUACAGCUUGAGAAACACUGAUGUCAAAAGUGCUCUGAGGAGGUUGCAACAAAAUCUUUGCUUGAGAUGUUUACUCAUUUAA
Psammomys obesus (fat sand rat) is the source of this 942-nucleotide messenger RNA. Its product is annotated as olfactory receptor 14A2-like. Gene Ontology annotation, cellular component: membrane. Bases 1 to 942 code for a protein of 313 amino acids. The record is from RefSeq and is a predicted model, not a curated record. Lineage: Eukaryota; Metazoa; Chordata; Mammalia; Rodentia; Muridae. The transcript has a single exon. Gene Ontology annotation, molecular function: olfactory receptor activity; odorant binding; G protein-coupled receptor activity. Gene Ontology annotation, biological process: G protein-coupled receptor signaling pathway.